AUGAGCAGAGGACCUGCUGCCUCCUCCUCCUCCUCCUCGUCUCUCCGCUCCAUCAGGCCCAGGCUGAACCUCCGGAACAAGCUCAGGGAAGCACAGUUCGCCUGGCUGCUCGGCUGCUCGCUGCUCCACCAGUUCCUCCUCACGAUGACAACUUUCCCCCUGGACUCCGUCCUGUCCUUCCCGCGCCUGGACGGCGUAAGGAAUGGCCCAUCCGCGGCCCCUAAGGCACUGGCUUUCUCUAUCGACCGGAUCAUGUCCAAGAGCUCGGGGCCCCGGGGGGCCUCGGACCACCGGACCGGAGGAGCGGAUCUAUCAGACGGCAGGAAGCUGCUUGGUGUGUGCUCGCCGGUGCCCUGCAUGAUCCCGCUGCAUCCAUUCAGCUACGACCUCCAGGCCAAGGCGCUGCUUAACUACUCCGAGUUCUGGAAGGCUAACUUCAGGGGAGCGUUGUGCGGUUCCUCCAGCGCGUCGUGCAAAGCAAACUGCGGGAUGUGUAGCAAGGUGGAGCCGGGGCUGAAGCACCCUCUUCUGACGGGCUGCAGCAGGGUGAUUAAGCCCCAGGUCAUCCACCAGGCCAUGACCAUGCCGGCCGGAGGCUCGCUGUACUAUCUCAACUACCUGGACGCCGCGGGUUACCCACCGGCGGAGCUGCUGACGGGCCAGCUCUUCUCCUCGACCCUGGCCGGCUCCCAGGCCCAGGCCUCCUCGCUAUCCCAGCACCACAAACUCUUACUGCUGGAGAGCGCCAAGCUGGCGGCCGGGGGUUCGGCCGACAAGUUCCCCUCGCCUCAGUACCCGCACAAGGAGCAUUUACCCGGGCAACUGGACCAGAUCGUGAAGGAGAACCACAGCCUGAACUCGGAGAAGAGCGGCGCAAAAGCGCACAGCAAGCCGGGCCACCACGGCGCCACGGCGGCGGACGGGAAGCCCAAGAACUUCACCUGCGAGGUCUGCGGGAAGGUGUUCAACGCGCACUACAACCUGACGCGGCACAUGCCCGUGCACACGGGCGCGCGGCCCUUCGUCUGCAAGGUUUGCGGGAAAGGCUUCCGCCAGGCGAGUACGCUGUGCCGGCACAAGAUCAUCCACACGCAGGAGAAGCCUCAUAAAUGCGCGCAGUGCGGGAAGGCGUUCAACCGCAGCUCCACGCUCAACACGCACAUACGCAUCCACGCGGGCUACAAGCCCUUCGUCUGCGAGUUCUGCGGGAAAGGUUUCCACCAGAAAGGAAACUACAAGAACCACAAGCUGACGCACAGCGGGGAGAAGCAGUACAAAUGCUCCAUCUGUAACAAGGCCUUCCACCAGAUCUACAACCUCACCUUCCACAUGCAUACGCACAACGACAAGAAGCCCUUCACCUGCGCGACGUGCGGUAAGGGCUUCUGCAGGAACUUUGACCUGAAGAAACACAUCCGAAAGUUGCACGAUAACAGUGGGUCUGCCGCGGCGGCCUCCUCCAGAGAGAUCCCCCGCUGA
This is a messenger RNA of Gadus chalcogrammus (walleye pollock), 1479 nucleotides long. It is a transcript of the gene fezf2, whose product is annotated as FEZ family zinc finger 2. The transcript is spliced from 7 exons. Gene Ontology annotation, cellular component: nucleus. The coding region runs from base 1 to 1479 and encodes 492 amino acids. The record is from RefSeq and is a predicted model, not a curated record. Lineage: Eukaryota; Metazoa; Chordata; Actinopteri; Gadiformes; Gadidae.